GCGGCUCUUGCGGCCCGGGCCGCUCCAGCCCCCGCGCCCUGUCCUGGGCGUCCGCGCCGGGGCCGAGUUCCCCCGCUCGUGUGGCUUCGGUUGCGGCGCUUUGGGUCCGCGAUUUCGGGGCACCCCCCAACACACACACCCUGGGUUCCGAGGCGGGCGCACCCGAAGUUAGCGGUCGCCGAGCGCCGGCCGGUCAAACUUCCCUCCCCGACGCCGCGGCCCGAAGGCCCGGGACGCCGGACCCCUCGAGCCAGGAGGCGCCUCGGGGACCCCAAAACUUUCCUGACCGCUUGGCAGCUGCCUGGGUGUCCAUGUGUUGUUCCUCUGGGUCCUGGAAGGUGGAGAAGACGUGCAUGACCCCCGCAGGGAGGAGCCCGCCAGCCUAUACUGCCCCGGUGUGCCGUGUCGCCGCCGGGCCCUAACCGGAAGGACCGUGGAGCUGGAGGUGCAGGGUGGAGCUGUCCAGACGCCCGGGCCGAUGGGGGAGGCGACCACGGCCUCGGCAGGACAUAAGCGCAUGACCGGAGGCCUGCGGCACUGAGGGUGGCAGCCGGCUCCCAGUGCCCACACGACGCCAGCAUGCGGCCUGGGACAGGACACCCCUGAGCGCGAGCGCCGGCCCCUUUGGUUCCUCCAGGGUCUCCCGGCCGGUCCCCCUGGGCAGGCGGUGCGGGCUGUCCCACGGAGGCCGUCCCCAUGGCUGGGUGCCUCUGGGGCGCGCUAUGGGCGUGCGUGGCGGCCGCCAUCCUGCUGCACGCGGGCGGCCUGGCCCGCGGAGACUGCUGGCUGAUCGAGGGCGACAAGGGUUUCGUGUGGCUGGCCAUCUGCAGCCAGAACCAGCCGCCCUACGAGGCCAUCCCGCAGCAGAUCAACAGCACCAUCGUGGACCUACGGCUGAACGAGAACCGGAUCCGCAGCGUGCACUACGCCUCGCUGAGCCGCUUCGGCAACCUCACGUACCUCAACCUCACCAAGAACGAGAUCGGCUACAUUGAGGACGGCGCCUUCUCUGGCCAGUUCAACCUGCAGGUGCUGCAGCUGGGCUACAACCGGCUGCGGAACCUGACGGAGGGCGUGCUGCGCGGGCUGGCCAAGCUCGAGUACCUGUACCUGCAGGCCAACCUCAUCGAGGUGGUCACGCCUGGCGCCUUCUGGGAGUGCCCCAACGUCAUCAACGUCGACCUGUCCAUGAACCGCAUCCAGCGGCUGCACGGCACCACCUUCGCCGGCCUGGCCCGGCUGUCCGUGUGCGAGCUCUACAGCAACCCCUUCUACUGCUCCUGCGAGCUCCUGGGCUUCCUGCGCUGGCUGGCUGCCUUCGCCAACGCCACGCACGCCCACGACCGCGUGCAGUGUGAGUCGCCACCACUCUACGCCGGCUACUUCCUGCUGGGCCAGGGCCGCCACGGCCAGCGCAGCAUCCUCGCCAAGCUGCAGUCCGUGUGCACCGACGGCGCCUACGUGGCUGAGCCACCCCCUGUGCCGGGACGCCUGCCCCCGGGCCGUGCGCCCCCACCACCCCCACCCCCGCCGCCCCCCGAGCCCAGCGAGCCCCCCUGUGCCGAUGAGGACUGCUUCUCCGGUGACGGCACCACGCCACUGGUGGCGCUGCCCACGCUGGCCCCCCAGGCUGAGGCACGGCCCCUCCUCAAGGUCAAGCAGCUGACACAGAACUCGGCCACUAUCACGGUGCAGCUGCCCAGCCCGUUCACGCGCAUGUACACGCUGGAGCAUUUCAACAACAGCCGCUCAUCCACCGUGUCCCGGCUGACCAAGCCGCAGGAGGAGAUCCGCCUGACCAACCUAUACACGCUCACCAACUACACCUACUGUGUGGUGUCCACCAGCUCUGGCCUGCACCACAACCACACCUGCCUCACCAUCGGCCUGCCCAAGCCACCCGGCCCGCCCGGUCCCGUGCCCAGCCCGUCCACGGCCACGCACUACAUCAUGACCAUCCUGGGCUGCCUCUUCGGCAUGGUGCUGGUGCUGGGCGCCGUCUACUACUGCCUGCGCCGGCGGAGGCGCCAGGAGGAAAAGCACAAGAAGGCGGCCGCGGCCGGCAGCCUCAAGAAGACCAUCAUCGAGCUCAAGUACGGGCCCGAGCUGGAGGCCCCCGGCCUGGCCCCGCUGUCCCAGGGCCCGCUGCUGGGCCCCGAGGCCACCACCCGCAUCCCAUACCUGGCAGCCGGCGAGAUGGAGCCGUACAAGCUGGCAGAGAGCGGCGAGACACCCAAGGCCAGCAAGGGCAGCUACAUGGAGGUGCGCACGGGCGAGCCUGCAGAGCGCAGGGACUGUGAGCUGGGCCGGCCCGGCCCCGACAGCCAGAGCUCGGUGGCCGAGAUCUCCACCAUCGCCAAGGAGGUGGACAAGGUCAACCAGAUCAUCAACAAUUGCAUCGACGCGCUCAAGUCUGAGGCCACCUCCUUCCAGGGCGGCAAGGCCGGCACCGGGGCCGUGUCCGCGGCUGAGCCACAGCUGGUGCUGCUGUCGGAGCCGCUGGCCGGCAAGCACGGCUUCCUGGCGCCCGUCUACAAGGACGCCUUUGGCCACGGUCUGCAGCGGCACCACAGCGUGGAGGCGGCCACCGGCCCGCCGCGUGCCAGCUCCUCGUCCAGCGGCUCCGCACGCAGCCCGCGAGCCUUCCGCGCCGAGGCCACCAGCGCCCACAAGGCUGCAGCUGCCGAGGCCAAGUACAUUGAGAAGAGCUCCCCCGCCACCGACGCCAUCCUCACUGUGACACCCGCGGCCGCCGUGCUGCGGGCCGAGGCCGAGAAAGGCCGCCACUAUGGCGAGCACCGGCACUCAUACCCCGGCUCCCACCCGGCCGAGCCCCCCGCGCCCCCCGCGCCCCCGCCCCAUGAGAGCCUGGGCGGCCGCAAGGCGUCCAUCCUGGAGCCGCUGACCCGGCCGCGGCCUCGCGAGCUGGCCUACUCACCGCUGUCCCCGCAGUACCACAACCUGAGCUACUCCUCCAGCCCCGAGUAUGCCUGCAGGGCCUCCCAGAGCAUCUGGGAGCGCCUCAGACUGAGCCGCCGGCGCCACAAGGACCACGAGGAGUUCAUGGCGGCCGGCCAUGCCCUGCGCAAGAAGGUUCAGUUCGCCAAAGACGAGGACCUGCACGACAUCCUGGACUACUGGAAGGGCGUGUCGGCCCAGCACAAGUCCUGAGCCCACGGCCCGCACCUUCCCCGGGACUCGUGACGCCCACGGGACCAAAAAGGACACAAGACCCACUGCAGCUAUCGUAACCCAGAGACUCCCACGCAACGCGCCACACACGUACACACGCGUAGACACGCACAGAGACACGUGCACACAGACACGCUCACACAGGGAGACACGCGCAUGCGUGCACACAGACACGCUCACACAGAUGUGCACAUGUGUACACAGACGUGCACACAGACACGCUCACACACAGACACACUCGCAGCCAGGGUGGAAGUCUGGGGCCCCCAGAGAGCGCAGGGAGGGGGCGCUGCCAGUCCCAACAGAGAAUGAGCCGUGGCCUCCACACACCCACACACACGUGCGCGCACACACACACACACAAGGGACUUGAGAAAACUGUGUCUGGGGAUGGGGGUGGGGGAGGGGACUUUUUUCAUUCUCUUUCCUCUUGGAUUCUUCUCUGCCUUCUUGAUCUUACUCUCUGUCUUUAUUUUCUUCCUUUUUUAAACAAAAAAUAAAAGUCAAGUUCUCUUAAAGACAUAAAACGCUAGACACAGAGUAGCCACCCGGCUCCUCCCACGACUGCCUCGCCCAGGUUUGCUGUGGAUCCCUGUGGGUCCCUUCCCCGGUCCAUUUCUUUGCUGCCAACUCCAGAGGCCACCAAAGAGGCACAGAGCAAGCGAGGCAGCCGGGUGGCCUCCAGGACCUGCCCAGAGCCCUGUGGGGCACGAGGGGCACGGGGAGGGCUGUGCCUGGGGUGUGGCUGGAAGGGGCGCGGGCUGGGCGUAUGUGCUCUGUCUUCGUCCCCACUGUACGCUGUCGUCCUCCCGUUGUACAGAAAAAUAUUUCUAUAUUUGCAAUGUUUGCUGUAAAACGAGAAAGAGACUAUGUCUACUAAAAAAAAAAAAAUCUGCAAAGGGAAAAACCCAAAUGCUUGUACUGGGUUUUUACUCUGGGGAUUUAGGGAAUGAUUUGGGUUUGUUUUAUGUGCUGUUUAGUGGGGGUUUUAUUGAUUUAGGCCUUGGGCUGGGGCUCUGGGGUUACAAGCAGGGUUACCACUAAGCCCUCCUCCCAGGAGAAUAGGAGUCACCCCUGGAGACCCAGAGCAGGGGAGACACGAGAGCCCACGCCAGGUUGGAGAGG
Molecule: messenger RNA, 4317 nt
Organism: Mustela lutreola (European mink)
Lineage: Eukaryota; Metazoa; Chordata; Mammalia; Carnivora; Mustelidae
Gene: ELFN1
Product: extracellular leucine rich repeat and fibronectin type III domain containing 1
Exons: 3
Coding region: 697-3171 (824 amino acids)
Cellular component (GO): plasma membrane
Molecular function (GO): protein binding
Source: RefSeq, a predicted model, not a curated record